AUGUAUAAUAAGAUUUCCCGAGUUGCUCCAGUUGUAUUGAGUAAAGAACAGAUUGCUUUGAAGCUUAUAUCGUUACCUCACUGGAAGAUCGAAAAUAGUAAAUUAGUGCGAGAACCGAUUGAAGUGAGAGAUUUUGAGACUGCUUGUUCGUUGUUUAAUGCCAUUGCUAUGAGGUCUCAUCUUUGGGGCCACCAUCCUGAAUUGACGUUGAAUUACAAUCGGCUUGGAAUUAAGUUGACCACACACGAUAUUGGCAAUCAGGUCAGUGAUAUUGAUUUGAAAUUAGCUAAAAGGAUCGAAAAGUACGUGGAUAUGUACAAAUUUGAAGAAGGAGUUGCGGAAGAAAAGUAG
Messenger RNA from Vanderwaltozyma polyspora DSM 70294, 351 nucleotides. It is a transcript of the gene MCO14, whose product is annotated as 4a-hydroxytetrahydrobiopterin dehydratase. The record is from RefSeq and is a predicted model, not a curated record. Gene Ontology annotation, molecular function: 4-alpha-hydroxytetrahydrobiopterin dehydratase activity. NCBI's taxonomy places the organism in Eukaryota, Fungi, Ascomycota, Saccharomycetes, Saccharomycetales, Saccharomycetaceae. The transcript has a single exon. Gene Ontology annotation, biological process: tetrahydrobiopterin biosynthetic process. The coding region runs from base 1 to 351 and encodes 116 amino acids.